AGAAGGGGCCUGGCUGGGCCGCGGGCGUGGUUCUGCCCCCGGGCCGCAGCCUCUGGUGGUGGGAGCCUCCUCCGUCCUCUGCGUCCCGUGCUCCAGCCGUUUCCUUCCCUGUCUCCCGUCACACCUGUCCUGGGAGGCCUGCACCUUCCCGCUGGGCAGCUCCCCCUUGCUGGUCUGCCCCUGAGUCGCACCUCAUAGGCCACAGGCCUAGGAGGUCCGAGUAAGUCGCCCUCCUUUGAGCCGCCUUCAAAAGCCACUCACCGGGUUUUCACACCGCUACUGGAGCUAGCCCCGAGAAAGAGUGCAGAGGAACUGGGUCCUAGCAUCCCUGCUCUCCUGUGCUCAGAGAAGUGAGAACCCAGCCUAGUAGCAUCCCAGUUGUGGCAUCUUGGACUAGCCAUCUGUCUUGCCCUGAUCCUUAUGUUUCCAGUCUCCCUCAUCAACUAAGGAAGGCGGGAGACGUGGGCAGGAGUCACUCUGCCUCCUACAGCUGUGGGUAGGCCUUGAGGCUCAGCAGCCGGCAUAACCGCUACAGCUCAUCCCUGUGUGUAGCGGGUGUCUGCAGCUUCCUUCUUCUCCAUGGAAAGAUGGGGAGGGGAGUGUAGUCUCUGGAAGCAGUCUGGGUUGGAGCUCAGGAUUAGUAGAGGACUCCAGACACAGACCGCCCGUGUCAGUGGUUAGUCCAGCUGGCUAGUCCAGCUGGCGGAACACUCAGGAUCCACUCUGUGGGAGUUUGGAAGUGCAGUGGCCACUGCUGCUUCGUACUCUAGGAAGUGCGAGGUUGGUCCAGCGUGUGGCCAGCUCUCACCUCAGUGAGUCAGGCUGGAUUUUUGAGUGUGAGUGACAGAAGAGCUUGCAAACUGCCUUCAGAUUUCAGGUUCUCUUUGCUGCUGUCCUAGUGGACCUGAAGCCCUCCAGUGGUGAGGUGCACACUCUGUCUCAAGGAGGGUCCUCAGCUGUCCACACACUCUGGGCGCGGAUGGCGUCUGGACGGCCAGAAGAACUGUGGGAUGCCGUCGUGGGGGCCGCCGAGCGCUUCCGGGCCCGCACUGGCACAGAGCUGGUGUUGCUGACUGCAGCGCCACCACCGCCACCCCGCCCAGGGCCCUGUGCCUAUGCCGCCCAUGGCCGCGGGGCCCUGGCGGAGGCCGCCCGCCGCUGCCUCCACGACAUCGCACAGGCACACAGGGCUGCUACUGCCACCCGACCUGGUCCCCCCCCAGCACCGCAGCCGCUCAGCCCUGCUUCCAGCCCUCCACCUCAGCCAGCCCUGGCCAAGGAUGAUGAGGAGGAGGAGGAGGAUGAACCCACCGAGACGGAGACUUCUGGGGAGCGGCUGGGCGGUAGCGAUAAUGGAGGACUCUUCAUGAUGGAUGAGGAUGCCACUCUCCAGGACCUGCCCCCCUUCUGCGAGUCAGACCCGGAGAGCACAGAUGACGGCAGCUUGAGUGAGGAGACCCCGGCCGGUCCCCCCGCCUGUCCCAAGCCCCCGGCUGCAGCCCUGCCCACCCAGCAGUACGCCAAGUCUCUACCCGUGUCGGUGCCAGUGUGGGCCUUCAGGGAGAAGAGGACGGAGGCGCGAUCGUCGGAUGAGGAGAACGGCCCGCCCUCCUCGCCCGACCUGGAUCGAAUCGCCGCUAGCAUGAGGGCACUGGUGCUGCGGGAGGCGGAGGACACCCAGGUCUUCGGGGACCUGCCGCGGCCGCGGCUCAACACCAGCGACUUCCAGAAGCUGAAGCGGAAAUACUGAGCGGGCAGAGAAAGGCGGCUGUCCGCUCUGGCAUUGGGUUUUCGAGCCUGUCUCUGCCCAGCGACGGGACAAUUCUUUAUGGGGCCGGCUCGCUCCGGUUUGGAGUGGGGCUAGUUUUAAAUCGCUCAGUGGGUCAACUCCGUUUCUUGCCUAGCAACAGAAGCUUUACCCGCAUAUCCUUGGCUCGUUGCCCAGGCGCGGGGCGCAGCUGCGGACCCAGGUGGUGGCCCCGCCGAUGUCCGGAGAGUGGCAGGCCGCCCUUCUUGAACUCCCCCAUCCGAUUGGCCCUGGCCGCCUGGGGGCGUGGCCAAGCCCUCCCGAACCCAGAAUUGGUCCGAGGCCUUGAGUUUGUUACACUACUAGGGCUGGGUUUUUGUUGUUUGUUUUUUUGACACUUGUAUCCGGUUCCCCACGGGGAUAGUCCGGUCCUGCUUUUUUGCGUCUGACGCCCCCAUAGGUUCCACCCAACUACAGCCUGUCUAUCAAAGUCUGUCCUGUACCCAGGACAGUACCAGCUUCCUGUUCCCCGACCCAAACAGGUGCCUUAAAGGGCCCUCUCCCACCCAUGGUAGGGGGCAGGGGGCUUCACUCUCCGGCUCUGGUCCCGGGUGCGGGAGAGUAGGGUGGGGGCCAGGACUCGGGAGGGGCGCUCUGAGAUUAAAGUUCAACUCUAA
This is a messenger RNA of Mesocricetus auratus (golden hamster), 2424 nucleotides long. RefSeq names its product AKT1 substrate 1 (gene Akt1s1). NCBI's taxonomy places the organism in Eukaryota, Metazoa, Chordata, Mammalia, Rodentia, Cricetidae. Gene Ontology annotation, biological process: negative regulation of TOR signaling; neurotrophin TRK receptor signaling pathway; negative regulation of protein kinase activity. Gene Ontology annotation, cellular component: cytoplasm. The transcript is spliced from 5 exons. The coding region runs from base 980 to 1750 and encodes 256 amino acids. The record is from RefSeq and is a predicted model, not a curated record.